AUGGCGGCUGUGCCGCAGACGACACUGACAUGGCUCUGGAAUGUGCUGACCAAGAACCACUACGAUCCGAACCAGACGUAUCGCGAUCCUAGUCGGACCUACCACGAUGUCGUCAGAGCCCUUGCGCAGUACCCAUCGCUUGGACCUCGGACAGAUGUUCAUAUCGAGUCUGACAGGGAUGUUCGUCCAGCCUUUGAGAAUGGCACCUCCGCUCUCCUCCUCCACCUUGUCGGCACAUUGCCCGUCUCCUUUCGGGGCACAGUCUAUCAUUUCCCCAUAGACGUCUGGAUUCCGAAUAUCUAUCCCCUCGCGCCUCCAAUUGUCUACGUUACCCCGACGGCGGAGAUGGUUGUGCGGGUGGGCCAGCAUGUGACGCUGGAGGGAAGGGUCUAUCAUCAUUAUCUGGCGCAUUGGGCAGAAGCGUGGGAUAGAUCGUCGAUCGUCGAUCUUUUGACCAUUCUUCGCGAGGUCUUCUCAAAGGAACCGCCUGUCAAAUACAAGACUCCUCAGACGCAACGACCAUCUCAGCCUUCGCAGACGCAGACGCAGACGCAGACGCAGUCACCACCUCCUGUGCCUCCUCUUCCUCCAGAGCUGUCUCCCUCAACGCGCCAGACUCCGCAACAACAGACUCCUCAAAAACCUCCUCAGCUACCUCCCAAGCCAGGCCAGGUCCCACAGCAAGAAAGACCACAACAAGUAGCUGCUCCUUCAGGCGCGUCGCAUACCUCACCACCGCCCGUCCCCCCAUUGCCACCAAAAACAGAGGAUCCCCGACGCCAGUCUUUCUACCAACAAAAUCCCAACGGUGCCAUAGAUCAUGCCGCAUCGACAUACUUGCCUCAGAGGUCAAGCAGUCUGAGAGCCGCCACAGCGUCUCCCCCGGCGCAGCAACCUCAGGUCCCGGCCGUGCCACCAAAGCCAGGCCACCGCCAGGAUGCUGUCUAUCCGCCGGAGACAGCCACUCCAGGGUCUCCUUUACAGCGGACGGCCAACCCAGCAGGACAUCCUCAGAAUAUUGGCUAUGAAUCGCAACAACGGCAGAUGCCUGGAUUUGCUCAGGGCCAGUUUGCGAGAUACCAACAACCCCAGUCUUUCCAACCCGUGGCUCAUCAGCCAUUUCCACCGCAGCAACAAGCGCAGUAUCGCCCAUCUCAACAGACCGCACCUACACCUGCGCCUGCACCCACACCCGCACCUGUAUCAGCACCUACACCUGCACCAAAACAGGAGACUCCAGAUCUGCUGACCUCGCCGUUCGAACUCGAACUCCCUUCGAUCACGCCUUCUGGCCCCGCGCCACCUUUCCCACCGAACCCGGAGAAAGACGCGCUUCUCCGCACGCUGUCGCGGACACUGACCGAGCGGCUCCAGUCGAGCAUCGCCCAGUCGCGAUCGGCGAUCCAGCCGCUGCAAUCGCAAGCGCAAGCCCUGCAAGCGGCCAUGGCAACGCUGCAGGGCGAAAUCGCCGCGCUGAACAAUUUCCAGGCGACGCUACAGUCCAACAUCAGUAUUCUGCAGCAGUCGCUCCAUCGCGCCGAUGCCGUGAUCGCAGACGCCCAGGCUCGCAUCUCCCAACCUCCUCCCGCUCCUCCUUCUUCUCAUCCUCCUCCUUCAUCCUCGUCUCCCGAACCAGGGCCCUCUACUACUGCAGCAGCUACGACGACAACGACAACGACAACGACAACGACAACAACGACAACGACACCAACCGGCCUCCCACCCAUCGACGACGUCCUCGUCGCGCCAACCGUCGUUGGCAAGCAGCUCUACGACCUCGUCGCAGAUGAGCGCGGCAUCCAGCAGGCCAUCUACGCGCUGCAGGCGGCGCUGGUGAAGGGCGUGAUCAGCGUGGAGACGUGGUCGCGGCACACGCGGGGCCUGGCGCGCGAGGCGUUCAUCAAGCGGGCUCUGAUAAGAAAGAUAGGGAAGGGGAUGGGAUUGGAUAUGGAUAUGGAUCUGCAGGAUCGGGGUGGUCAUCAUCAUGAUCUUCGUGAUCGGGAGUCAUGA
Rasamsonia emersonii CBS 393.64 is the source of this 2010-nucleotide messenger RNA. RefSeq names its product Endosomal sorting complex protein TSG101. Gene Ontology annotation, biological process: protein transport; endosome to lysosome transport; protein modification process. Gene Ontology annotation, molecular function: ubiquitin binding. Lineage: Eukaryota; Fungi; Ascomycota; Eurotiomycetes; Eurotiales; Trichocomaceae. Gene Ontology annotation, cellular component: ESCRT I complex. The transcript is spliced from 4 exons. The coding region runs from base 1 to 2010 and encodes 669 amino acids. The record is from RefSeq and is a predicted model, not a curated record.